Messenger RNA from Rubroshorea leprosula, 1196 nucleotides. Lineage: Eukaryota; Viridiplantae; Streptophyta; Magnoliopsida; Malvales; Dipterocarpaceae. The record is from the annotation of a GenBank genome assembly.
AUAAAAUCCUCAAAACUAUUCCAACUUGCCCGUCAAACCCUAGCUAGAUUUUUUUUUCCAUGGUUUAUAUAAGUACACCGAAGCCUAACUUUCAGUAAUACAGUCCAAAGAGUCCGAGAAGGGUGUGAAGAAGAAGAAGAAAUAAGGAAAUCGAAAACAAGAAUGCCUUCUUCCUUACAACUCCACCGUACCACCGCCACAUUUAGUUGCCAGAAACAGGCUCCUGCAGGGUCGACCAUGACGCGAUGUGUCCCGGUAUCAUGCGGGGGAGUGUCUGUGCCUGACACGGUGGCGCGGAACCAUACCCACGUGGUGGGUCCCAACCAGUGUUGCUCCUACGCUGUCCAGCUCAUAGAGGCGCCCGUGGACACGGUCUGGUCCGUGGUGCGGCGGUUCGAUAAUCCUCAGGGGUACAAGCACUUCGUGAAGAGUUGCCACGUCAUCACUGGAGACGGCAACGUGGGCACGCUCCGUGAGGUCCACGUGGUGUCGGGCCUCCCUGCGGCGUGCAGCACCGAGCGCCUCGAGAUUCUGGACGACGAACGCCACGUGCUGAGCUUCAGUGUUGUUGGCGGAGAUCAUCGGCUGACCAAUUACCGAUCUGUCACCACCCUCCAUGCUUCACCGAGCGGGACCGGUACCGUUGUCGUGGAAUCGUACGUCGUUGAUGUACCGACCGGUAACACUAGAGAAGAUACGCGUCUUUUCGUGGGAACAAUUGUACGGUGCAACCUGCAAUCUUUGGCACAGAUAGCAGAACACAUGGCUAGGAGACAGGAGAUAGAGAUAAUUUCAUCAUAAUCAAAGUAAUAAAGGUCUGAUUUCUAGUUUCCGAUCAGUUUCAGGAAUUUUUCUUUUUUUUUGUCAAUUCCGAUGUCGGAUUCAAGACAAUGUCGAAUAAUGACUUUCCGUACAUCGGAAAUUCAUAGACGUUUUAGGGUUUCUUGAAAAUGAUCUUAUAUAUAUAGUUUUGUGUUUUAGCAUAUUUUGUUUCAUGAUCAUAGUUAGUAACGUGGAAUGUAAUUAUGUGUGUGUUUUUACUGGUGGGUACAAGACGGGAAGAUAGCAGAAAUCCUUGUGUGUGAGAUUACAUCUUUGUUUCGUCUGAUCUCCCUUGUUUAUGUACGUAGUACUAAUUGGAAACCAUAAUGUUAUAUAUGUGUCAUUAGGUGUUUCAAUGAACCCUACCUAGCCAA